Messenger RNA from Acytostelium subglobosum LB1, 1632 nucleotides. RefSeq lists its product as hypothetical. Gene Ontology annotation, molecular function: beta-N-acetylhexosaminidase activity. Gene Ontology annotation, biological process: glycosaminoglycan metabolic process; carbohydrate metabolic process. Lineage: Eukaryota; Evosea; Eumycetozoa; Acytosteliales; Acytosteliaceae. Bases 1 to 1632 code for a protein of 543 amino acids. Gene Ontology annotation, cellular component: membrane; lysosome. The record is from RefSeq and is a predicted model, not a curated record. The transcript has 2 exons.
AUGAGACAAACAUUUGUGAUUGUUUUUGCAUUGUUGGUUGGUGUGACCUUGGCCCAAGGACCUGGGUCUGGACCUUUUGUCCUACCCCAACCUGUAUCCUUGACAUGGGGCUCACAGGUAGUGCCAAUAAGCGAUGCCAGUACAUUUAUUAUUCAAUCAAAUGUUAACUCUGUCACUUUGAACGUGGCCACCAAGAGAUAUUCAACACUAUUCUUCCCAUUUGGCAAUGGUACAUCUACAAGUGGAGCACCAACUCAAUCAUUAUCCAUCCAAGUUCAAUCAAGUAAUGAGGAUUUGGCACUAGGUGUUGAUGAAUCAUACAAGAUUGCAGUUGACUCUGCAUCAUCCUUGACCAUCACUGCCAAUACAAUCUAUGGUGCCAUGCGUGGAUUGGAAACAUUCUCCCAACUCCUCACCUACAACCCCAAAUCCAACUCCUACAGCAUCCCAUUCGCUCCAAUCUCCAUCUCAGACUCUCCUCGCUUCCAAUGGCGUGGAUUCAUGAUUGACACUGCCCGACACUAUGAACCAGUUAACUUCAUAUUGCAUAUUAUUGAUGCACUUGGAUAUAAUAAGUUCAAUGUGUUGCAUUGGCAUAUGGUUGAUGCAGAGUCGUUCCCAGUCGUGUCAACAACAUAUCCUGAAUUGUCAGCAAAGGGUGCAUUCAAUCCAUUGGCAAUCUACACUCAUGAUGACAUUGAGGAGGUGGUGGCCUAUGCCAAGACCUACGGUAUUCGCGUGAUCCCCGAGUUUGACAUCCCAGGCCAUGCCUACGGCUGGGGUUUUGGAUAUCCCCAACUCCUAGCUCAAUGCCCCGGCUAUGCCUACAACAUCAACAACAUUGCCCUCAACAUCGCCGAGCCCUUCACAUACCAGGUGAUCACUGGCUUGUUCACCGAGAUGGCGGCACUGUUCCCCGAUCAGUACUUCCACACUGGUGGCGACGAAGUGAUCUUUGGCUGCUGGCUGCAGGACCCAUCGAUCGUGUCCUGGAUGAACAAGAUGGGCUUUGACUCCGUGCAUGCCGAGACCUACUUUGAGAACCAGCUCACCUACAUUCUGGACGGACUCAAUCGUACCAAGAUCGUUUGGAAUGAUCCCUUCCAGAAUGGUGUCACUCUGGCACCAGGCACAGUCGUUCAGAUUUGGAACAGUGCAGACAUUACUCAACAGGUGGUGGACGCAGGCUUCAAGGCCAUCGCAUCAUACGCAUGGUACUUUGACAAGCAACAACCAAUGGGCGUGUCGACAGGAGAGUUUGAGAACACUUGGGAGGUGUUCUACACGAGUGAUCCAGCAAGCGGGGUAACAUCCAAUGUGGAUAGUGUGAUUGGAGGCGAGGCGACAAUGUGGAGCGAGCAAGUCGAUCAGAUGAGCUGGGACACGAGAGUGUUCCCAAGAGCACUGGCUGUUGCCGAGCGUCUUUGGUCUGCUGCAUACAUCAACGAUACCAACUCUGCUCUGCCAAGGCUUGAGCAACAAUCAUGCAACAUUGCAAGACGUGGUGUCAACUCUGGACCACUUGAGCCAGACUUCUGUCUCAUCCAGACCUACCUUGGCAUGAGCCGACCCAACCGUCUCCGUCCAAUCAUCAAGUUGGAUCGCGACACAAUCAAGUCCAUUCUCAGUUAA